AUCAGCACCACUGAUCUACCCACCACAACGUGUUUUGAUCUUCUUCUUCUUUUUUUUUCUUUUUAAAAAGGGAGACUGAGUGUGAAUGUGUACAGCCCACUGCUCAGGUAGUCAGCAUGUCAGCGUUGCCACUGUACCACCACGGGGCGAUCAGCAAGGCGCAGUGUGAACAGCUGCUCGGUGAGAAGGCCAAGGAUGGAGCCUACCUCGUCAGAGACAGUGAGACCAUCCUGGGAGCCAUGUGCCUCUGUGUCUAUAAACAGAAGACAGUAUAUACCUACAGACUGCUUCGCACCCAAACUGGACACAUCACCAUACAGGCAACGCCAGGUGUGAAGGACAAGAUUUUUAAGUCCUUGGAUGAUCUGGUCCGCCAUUUUAAGAGAAGGGGCCAGGGACUUGCCAUGCACCUACGUCACAGUGUCAAGAGGAAGACGACUUACAUCUGUCCCCAAAACAGUACCAUCGAGGAGCUUGACUAUGAAAGUCCAGAUUGUGAUCCUGAUUAUAUACUCGUCCUGCCAUCCUGAGACAACUUGCUUUCUCUGGACGUCUAACUAGGAU
Lampris incognitus (smalleye Pacific opah) is the source of this 564-nucleotide messenger RNA. RefSeq lists its product as uncharacterized. Lineage: Eukaryota; Metazoa; Chordata; Actinopteri; Lampriformes; Lampridae. The transcript is spliced from 4 exons. The record is from RefSeq and is a predicted model, not a curated record. The coding region runs from base 117 to 530 and encodes 137 amino acids.